This is a messenger RNA of Papilio xuthus (Asian swallowtail), 1620 nucleotides long. RefSeq names its product carboxypeptidase N subunit 2. Bases 16 to 1620 code for a protein of 534 amino acids. Lineage: Eukaryota; Metazoa; Arthropoda; Insecta; Lepidoptera; Papilionidae. The transcript has 8 exons. The record is from RefSeq and is a predicted model, not a curated record. Gene Ontology annotation, molecular function: protein binding.
UCAUUGACAAGAAACAUGAACCUCCUUCAGAAAUAUUUGAUUAUACGAAUAUUUACAUUUGGAGUUUCAGCUCAAGGCAUCAAAGCGGAAUGCAAUUUGAAUCCGUGCGAAGUAUUGGAGAUGUUUACAGUGGGACGCCGCGGAGAACAAAGGAAUGGCGGAGUCUGCGCCGAGGAUAUCCACUGGAGGCAGUUAGACAGACGAUUACGUGCCAUUGAACAACCCGCUUGGACUGUAAGUACGGGACAGUCUCGAUGGCGUCAGUGUGCUAAGAGUGCAUGUCGAUGUGACGCCGUGCACCGCUCCCUCAACUGUUGGAGAGCUGGACUUGUAACUCUUACUCCUGAUAUCAUCGUACCAGCUGACCUGCAUACCAUUGAUUUGGGCACUAACAAACUUCGCACUCUUCACAAGACUACAUUUAAAGAAAUGCGUUCACUUACAGAAUUAGACAUGUUCGACAACCAUUUGGAAUACUUACCUACGACUAUAUUUGAUUCACUUAUCAAUUUGAGAAUAUUACGUUUGCAAAGGAAUUAUCUAGAAGAAAUCGACAGCGAAACAUUUCGUUGGGCUAAAAAACUUUUCCACGUUGACUUGUCCAAUAAUUUAUUGCAUACGUUACCUGAACGCCUCUUCAGUAAUAAUUCUUUUCUGGAGACCUUAGAUAUAUCAAACAAUCAAAUUAUAUAUAUACCCUCAGAUACUUUUGUCGGUCUGGAAUCUAUUCUUACGUUAGAUCUAUCGAAGAAUAAAAUACUGCGCAUUGAAAACGGGACAUUUCCAUUGAAAAAAUUACAAGUAUUAAAAUUGUCUGAAAACAAAAUAAGUAAUAUCACCGAUAAUGCUUUUAAAAGUCUCUUUUCCUUAGAAACUUUGCUAUUAUUUAAAAAUAAAUUGAAGAAAAUACCACCAAAGUUAUUUCAUAAUCUACACUCUUUGACGUUUCUGGAUUUAUCUAAUAAUAAUCUAAUAACUUUCACAGGUUUGGAAUUUCAAAACCUCCAUUUGCUUCGUCAUCUUGACUUGAAGGAGAAUUUCUUGACGCAAAUUCCUAACAAUACGUUUGCAAAUUGUACGAAUUUGGAGACUUUAGAUAUAUCAAAGAACAAACUGCGAUUUUUGAACGAGUCGACAUUUCACGGACUGGAUAAGCUUGUUUCACUCGUACUUUCUGAAAAUCAACUCUACGAAGUUCAUUUCAUGACAUUUUCAACAUUGAAGAAUUUAACAACACUAUAUAUAGACAACAAUAUGUUUCCGUCGCUACCGUCUCGCACGCUCGACUAUAUGCCAAAGUUGGAAAAUGUGAAGUUAUCAAAUAACCCUUGGCAUUGCGACUGUCACGCUCUCUAUAUAUCAGCUUGGGUACGCUUGAAUGAAAUGAAGAUUUGGGACUACUCUCCAACUUGUAUAUCACCCUGGUACCUGGAAGGUCAUUUCUUAAAGAAACUAAAGUUCCCCGAGCUGUGUUCUGGGCAGUGGGCGAGCAUGGUCAACUUAUCACCACGUCUACCGAUGCAACAACUCUUAGCUCUUAAUGUUACCGUCAAUAGAAAACCUCAAGGCAGUAUUGACGACGGCCACGAAAUUUCUGAAGAUCAAUGGGAAUCAAUUUAA